UACAGAUGGUGCUCUUUGAGAAUGCCGGUGAGCAGCGUUUAGCAAAUGGUUUUAGCUUUUGAAGGUAUAAGAAACCCUAUAAGCAUAGAAGUUUGUUGCAGAAGAUGAUAGCACUGUCGGAGCUCACCGAUGACAUUAUUGGGAGCAUGGCCGUUGGAGCCACUUUCUCAGAUUUUGGUGGGCAGAUAAACUCACUUGAUUUUCAUCGGACAGAAGAUUUACUGAUAACUGCUAGUGAGGAUGACUCAAUUCGACUUUUUGACAUUGCCAAUGGGAAGUUGCUGAAGACUACAUAUCAUAAGAAGCAUGGAGCUGAUCGAAUAUGCUUUACCCACCACCCUCAUUCUGUUAUAUGCUCUUCAAUACACAACUUGGAUGUGCAUGGAGAGUCUCUGCGAUACCUAUCCAUGUACGAUAAUCGAUGUCUUCGUUACUUUAAGGGACAUAAAGAGAGGGUUGUGUCACUGUGCAUGUCUCCAGUUAAUGACAGCUUUUUGUCUGGAUCUCUUGACCAUAGUGUGAGAAUAUGGGAUCUUCGUGUAAAUGCAUGCCAGGGGAUUUUGCGUCUAAGAGGUAGGCCUGCAGUUGCUUAUGACCAACAAGGCCUUGUCUUUGCAGUGGCAAUGGAAGGGGGUGCCAUCAAAUUGUUUGAUUCAAGACACUUUGACAAGGGGCCCUUUGAAACCUUCCUAGUUGGUGGAGAUACAGCUGAGGUUUGUGACAUAAAAUUCAGCAAUGAUGGAAAAUCAAUGCUUUUAACAACUACUAGUAAUAGCAUCUAUGUGCUUGACGCCUAUGCAGGAGAGAAGCGGUGUGGGUUUAAUCUGGAUCCUUCUCCGACAGCAAUGGAGGCAUCCUUUACACCAGACGGACAGUAUGUUUUUUCAGGUUCAGGAGAUGGAAGCUUGCAUGCGUGGCACAUCGACACACAAAAUAAGGUUUGUAGCUGGGAUAGCCACAUAGGUGUGGCAUCGUGCUUGAAAUGGGCCCCAAGAAGAGUCAUGUUUGUUGCUGCAUCAUCAGUUCUUACCUUUUGGAUUCCUGAUCAUAGAGGUCCUGGUGAGGCCGCUGGAGUCCAAGUAGAAGAACAAGUUACUCUUACUCAAUGACGUCUUUAUAAGUUACAUGUAGGUGUAAACACACUUGGCACUCCCAGGAGUUGUGUGGACAUUGUUGAUGCAUGUGUGUCUUUUAUUUGUUAUCCUUUUUUGUGAAGAAAGAAAACGAAACCAAGGACUUGGAUACCCCUUUCUGUUUGGUAAAUAGGUGUCACCUAUCUUCUAUAUGGGUUUUCUCAAUCAUUUGGCCCACUGCGAGCAUCAUUCUAUCACGUGUUAAUAGUUGCAAGUCUGUUUAAAUGGUGUGUACAAUGAGGCUUUGCGGUAUAAUUAGACUAACAUGUCGAGGAUGACGAUGGAGUAAUUACACAAAGCUAAAAGGUCAUUUUGUUAGAGGAAGUGAUAUGCAAUGGAAGGAGUAAUUAUAUAAGAUUGAAUUUGAGUAAUGUGUAUGUAUUAGUAUUAGUAUUAGUAUUAAGUAAUUUAUUUGUGCUUCUUGUGGUAAUUAAUAAUUUCAUUAAACUUAUAAAAAUCUUUUCCAAUAUUUGACUAUUAUAAGAAAAAAGAGAGUAAAUUUUAGUAGGUUUUAAGAACA
Messenger RNA from Solanum pennellii, 1653 nucleotides. Its product is annotated as protein ANTHESIS POMOTING FACTOR 1. Gene Ontology annotation, molecular function: chromatin binding; protein binding. Lineage: Eukaryota; Viridiplantae; Streptophyta; Magnoliopsida; Solanales; Solanaceae. Gene Ontology annotation, cellular component: Set1C/COMPASS complex. The transcript is spliced from 11 exons. Bases 105 to 1109 code for a protein of 334 amino acids. The record is from RefSeq and is a predicted model, not a curated record.